AUGGCGCCUGUGACUGGCAGUGCCACGGCUCGUCUCCUGCUGAAUAGUUUUAUAUUGGCUAUCUUUACAGCAUAUGUGAUCAUAUCAGCCCGUAUAUCAAAUGGAUGUGUCUCAGCUAUACGGAUCUAUGAUCGGGACUCUCUGUUUCGUAUUAAAGAGUCAAUGAAGGGCCUGUUUGAUACAUGGGGAGAUCAAGGAAAAGAGGCUCGCGUUCUGGAGUCCAGGUCAAACGAAGACGCGCUGCAGCUCGCAUGGAAUCUGUCUUCCGCGGCCAUGGAGAACGAGCAAGGUGUUUACGCCGGAUCCCUCUCCUCAAUGUGUGUGACAGCACACCCACGCUGCCACCUGCCUGGACCACAAGGACAGUUUUUGAGCCUACACAGCGCUGGAGUAUUGGUCAGUGGCUUUCAUCGUGUCCACGCUCUUCUGUGUUUACGCCGGUCCCUCCUGCACUGUCCAGCUGGAGCCGACGUGACCGCUGGUCUUGCCUUCGACCAAUCCCGCUGCGUUCCGCAGACACUGCCUCCGUGA
Molecule: messenger RNA, 531 nt
Organism: Xyrichtys novacula (pearly razorfish)
Lineage: Eukaryota; Metazoa; Chordata; Actinopteri; Labriformes; Labridae
Source: the annotation of a GenBank genome assembly